GUAGUGGAAUCAUUUAAUUUGAACGAUGCGCUUUGAUUAGCAUUCGCUAGAUGCUACGUAUACCCGGAAACACCUUCGGAUUAUUUUCUUGUAGUUUUUCUUUCAAUAUUUUAUUCACACUGCUUCGUUGUCAUCAAUCAAAUCAAUAGACAAUAGAAAGGUUUAGAGUACGAAAUUAUAAUGAUAUAACAGUACUACACCUUUUGCAUUACUCUCGUCCUGUUAAUGUUAUAUUCACUUUGAAGGCUACACAUAUAACACUCGCAUGAUACGUGCCAUUGUAUAGAAGUAGCCUUGAGUUUGCAUAUAUUAAACUUUAUUUUUUGCUAAUCAAUGUUUCACUGUUAUCUUUUUGUUUCAAUUCUUGAGAAGGUUUUCUAGUAAACUGUACAUUGAGCUUUGGUAUUUUGUCAGGAUAUAAACAUACUAUUGUAAUAUUUGACAAAUAAACUAUAUCUCGCAAUAGGGCUCAAAUAACAGACUAAAAAAAUGAUUUGAAUUACAACAUUAUUAUUAAUCAAUUUCACUUAUUAAAAAUUUGAAAAGAUGUGGGUGUGUGCACAGUCAAAAUAAUAUCAGAAAAUGAGGUCGUUACAAACAUUUGUAUGGAAAGACUAAGUUUAUUAAAAGAGUAUAAAUUUAGCAUUCUGGCUUAUCAGUGUAACACCACACUAUCAACCAGAGCUACUGAUAUCAUAAGGUUGCUUGGUGGGAAUAGAACUGUUGCUGCUUGCAUACUCAGCAUUUAGUGUUUGAGCCUAAUUUAAUAUCAAAAUACAUAUCGUAGGACAGUUAACUUUUGAUGCCAGAUAAGGAAUAAUUUAAAAUACUCAUAGUUUGAGUUUGAUAUUUACAAUGGACUUUUAUUGAGAUGUGGAAGGACCAAUUUUUUUUAUUUCAUUAUGUAUCUGACUGAUACUCAGAAAUUUUAUGUAUUUUUAAGAUUCAUCAGCUGCUUAAAUAAAAAUUGAAAGAUGUUGGCAAUGGUAAAAGGUGCACGAAUCAACAGUCGAUUAGUCUUGACAUUAGCAGCAGGUGUAAUAUGUGGAUUUCUAUCAGCAUGUUUCCUCAUCACAGCUACCAGGGAUAUGCCACACAUGCUGUACUGGUUGCCAAGUGGCUCUUAUCGAGAUCCUCAUCAUUAUUCACAGCUGGAAAGAGAAGUUGGACCUGAAGUUGAAGUUAUGUUUCAUGGCCCUGAUGAAGAUUUUCAUAAAGGGGAAGACACAGUUGCUAAGGAAUUAGCCGAAAAAAUACGCGUAUUGUGUUGGAUAAUGACUGGUCCUAAAAAUCAUCAAUCCAAAGCGAGACAUGUAAAAGCAACGUGGGGAAAGCGGUGUAAUAUUUUACUAUUCAUGAGCUCUGCUGAAGAUCCUAGCCUACCGACUGUUGUACUUCCCGUAGAGGAGGGUCGAGAUAAUCUGUGGGCGAAAACCAAAGAAUCAUUUAAAUAUACGUACGAAAAGUAUAUAGAUCAGGCAGAUUGGUUUCUGAAAGCCGAUGACGAUACCUACGUGAUCUUGGAAAACUUGCGUUACAUGCUGCAACCACAUUCACCAGACUCACCGCUAUACUUUGGUUGUCGUUUCAAGCCAUUCGUCAAGCAGGGUUACAUGAGUGGUGGUGCUGGUUACGUAUUGAGUCGUGCAAGCUUGAAAAAGUUCGUUGAAGAGGGCUUACCAAAUCGCACGUUAUGUCGUCAAGAUGCAGGCGGUGCAGAAGACGUAGAGAUGGGCAAAUGUCUGGAGAAUGUUGGUGUUAAAGCAAUGGAUACGAGAGAUCCACAUGGUCGUGGUAGAUUCUUUCCAUUCGUGCCGGAACAUCAUUUAAUACCGAAUCACGUGGACAAAGACUUUUGGUAUUGGAAGUACAUCUACUACGAGAGCAAGGAUGGCCUUGACUGCUGCUCUGAUAGCGCGAUCUCCUUUCAUUACGUUAGCCCGAAUAUGAUGUACGUGUUGGAAUACUUAAUUUAUCAUCUUAGGCCGUAUGGCAUCAAUCAUGCAAUUGAAGAGGUUCAGUCUACUAGUAAACCUACGUCACGAUGAGAUUCUAGUCUGAGAU
Molecule: messenger RNA, 2064 nt
Organism: Phymastichus coffea
Lineage: Eukaryota; Metazoa; Arthropoda; Insecta; Hymenoptera; Eulophidae
Gene: C1GalTA
Product: glycoprotein-N-acetylgalactosamine 3-beta-galactosyltransferase 1-like
Exons: 7
Coding region: 975-2048 (357 amino acids)
Cellular component (GO): membrane
Molecular function (GO): N-acetylgalactosaminide beta-1,3-galactosyltransferase activity
Source: RefSeq, a predicted model, not a curated record